Molecule: messenger RNA, 995 nt
Organism: Trichoderma harzianum CBS 226.95
Lineage: Eukaryota; Fungi; Ascomycota; Sordariomycetes; Hypocreales; Hypocreaceae
Exons: 5
Coding region: 300-995 (231 amino acids)
Biological process (GO): mitochondrial electron transport, NADH to ubiquinone; mitochondrial respiratory chain complex I assembly
Cellular component (GO): membrane
Molecular function (GO): NADH dehydrogenase activity; 4 iron, 4 sulfur cluster binding
Source: RefSeq, a predicted model, not a curated record
UUUUUAUCAUAAUACCUGGUUGGCAUUAGAUAGGAGGUAAUAAUGAGCUGUAGCACGCCGAGGUCGUUUGAGCGGGCGUUCAAGUUAUAUUAAGUAUCACGUGCCAUGUCACGAGCAGCCGAUACCACCAAUCACUGGCCUAGCAAUGUAAUCCCGCAGUGCACUAAGCCAUUCAUCCAAGGCAAAAGAGAGCCAUCAAAAGUGCAUCACGUCAAAAGUCGCCUCCCGCCCAAUCGACGUCCCGCCCCAGGCGAGCCUGCUCUUUGCAACUCCGUCAAUUGCAGCGAAUCCCGACGACAAUGGCGCCGACUCUCUCCGCCUCGGCAGCAGCCAUGCUCGCCAAACGCCAGCUUGCCCGAGCUCCGGCCUCCACCAGCUCGCUCAUGAUGGCGACGAGGAUGCUGGCCACUCCCUACCACCAGCAGCAGCGGGGAUAUGCGACUCCCAAGGGACCCCCGCCGCAGAACUUCCGAACGAGCAAGCAGGUCGAGUGGGUGUGGGAAAAGGACAGCCUGUUGGACCGGCUGGGCAAGUACUUCCUCAUGACCGAGAUGGCCAGAGGAAUGUACGUCCUGCUGGAGCAGUUCUUCCGACCACCCUACACCAUCUACUACCCAUUCGAAAAGGGCCCCAUUUCUCCCCGAUUCCGUGGCGAACACGCGCUGAGACGAUACCCCUCUGGUGAAGAGCGAUGCAUUGCCUGCAAGCUCUGCGAGGCCAUCUGCCCUGCCCAAGCCAUCACCAUUGAAGCCGAAGAGCGUGCCGAUGGCUCUCGCCGCACUACCCGCUACGAUAUCGACAUGACAAAGUGCAUCUACUGCGGUUUCUGCCAAGAGUCCUGCCCCGUUGACGCUAUCGUUGAAUCUCCCAACGCAGAGUACGCGACCGAGACCAGAGAAGAGCUGCUGUACAACAAGGAGAAGCUGCUGUCCAACGGAGACAAGUGGGAGCCUGAACUUGCUGCCGCCAUUCGCGCAGAUUCACCUUACCGAUAA